GCUAUAUAUACCGAUUAUACGUGUGUUUUGCACCGGGGUGUUGUUUCUCCUCCCACCACCUUUUGAAGUUCCUGCGACACGGAGCCGUACGUACAACUCAUCGUUUUCCCGAGCUUUCAGUGAGAAAGAAUAUCCUCCUCGCCGUCUUCUCGCCAAUUUUAAACUCCUGCCUAUAUUUGCGACUCGACAACCUCUUCUUAAUCAUAAGCCAUCUCUUUCCGUUCCUCAGAGUUCAAAUAUUUCCAACCACACAAGCGUAUCAUCAAACUAAUCAGCAUGCGUUUGUCGUCACUCUUUACUUCACAGACCACAGUCUCUUCUGCUUUCAUUGCAAUCACACUCUUUUCUCUGUCCGCCAGUGCCCAGGACCGUACCACUGAACAGGGCGAGGCGCAAAUCACUGACCCAAACCAAGAAUGUACGGCAUAUUACUACGCUCCCGUUAGCGCUGCUAUAUCUGCGGGCGAAUUCCCGCCUAUCUGGACACCUGCCACCAUUGUCAGCACUGACACGAAUGCUCAAGCCAAGUACCAGUCCAUCCAGAGCCAGAUCCCAAAUAUUCAGCCCAAGGGCACGCAGCCUGCAUCCCUUACGGGUGACUUCAGCAACUUUACCCCGACGUACCCUCCGUCUGACCCAGAUUGCUGGUGGACAUACGACCAAUGCACUACUCCGAAAUUGGCCGGAUUGCCUCCGGAUCUGUCUACCGUCCCAGAACCGGACACUCUGGGUUAUGGUUUCGACGAUGGACCUAAUUGCUCCCACAAUGUGUUCUACAAUUUUUUGUCGCAAAAUAAUCAGAAAGCCACCAUGUUCUACAUCGGCAGUAAUGUCAUGGACUGGCCUCUUGAGGCGCAGCGCGCCCUCGCUGAUGGCCAUGAAAUUUGUGUUCAUACUUGGUCGCACAGAUACAUGACUUCUUUGACCAAUGAAGAAGUCUUUGCUGAGUUCUACUACAGUACGUCACCUAGCAUUAUGGAGGCGAUCAAGUUGGUUACCGGUGUGACACCUACUUGCUGGAGGCCUCCCUUCGGCGAUGUUGAUGAUCGGGUCCGGGCCUUUGCCCACGCGCUGGGCUUGCGCACGAUCAUUUGGAAAUAUGACUCCAACGAUUGGCGUGCAGGCACUGGCAACAUCACUUCUGCUAAUGUUGACCAGAACUAUGAGGACCUCAUUACUCGUGCACAAAACGGCACCUUCGCCACCGAGGGUACUAUCAUGCUUACGCAUGAACUGAACAACUUCACCAUGGCCGAAGCUGUGAAGUUCUACGCCCAGCUGAAAGCUGCAUUCAAGUACAUCGUUCCCAUGGGUGUUGCCACAAAUCAAACUCAGCCAUACGUCGAGACCAACAUCUCUCAACCCUCGUUUGAGCAAUACAUCAGCGGUACAACAACACUCUCCAAUAGCAUUCCACUCCCCACGGAUGGAUCUUCUAGUUCAACAGGGUCUGGAUCGUCUUCUGGAUCGUCUUCUGGAUCAUCUUCUGGAUCAUCUUCUGGAAGCACAGGUUCCACUGGUGCUGCGACCAGAGCCUCAUUUGACGGUUUGGGAACGCUUGCUGCGGGUGCAGCAUUCGUUGGCUUUGCUCUGAAACUCUUGGCGUAGCCUCCUCCUCGUCCAGUUGCUGGACCUUGUUCUUUUUCUUCUUUUUUCUUGUCUCUGGUUGGCAUUUGUGAUGUUUUCAUUCCCGGUCGCACAUGCGCUAUAUUCCUGAACAAUUGCAACGUUCUCCACGCAUAGCAUACCUUGACAUUUGUCGUUCCUCAUCACCACUAGAAUUUCGCACUUGUCGACAAAGAUAGCACCAAGCUCACGCACCAAUACGCUGGUGUUAGUUCUUAGAUCCUGUGCAUUGUCAUUUAAUAUACCGGACCCUGUUAUGUUGUUCUUUUACUAUGAUACCGGACUUUUCUUGCUUUUCUUAUUCAAAUGUUGGGCUACUACGGACACGAAGUUUAUUAAAAAAUGUAAUUACGAUCACCGACGAACAGAGAUGUUACGACAUGUAAUGGUGG
Messenger RNA from Suillus clintonianus, 2018 nucleotides. Its product is annotated as carbohydrate esterase family 4 protein. The transcript is spliced from 10 exons. NCBI's taxonomy places the organism in Eukaryota, Fungi, Basidiomycota, Agaricomycetes, Boletales, Suillaceae. Gene Ontology annotation, cellular component: membrane. Gene Ontology annotation, biological process: carbohydrate metabolic process. The record is from RefSeq and is a predicted model, not a curated record. Gene Ontology annotation, molecular function: chitin deacetylase activity. Bases 277 to 1608 code for a protein of 443 amino acids.